GGGAGAGUAAAACAGACCGGUGGUGACAUAGACAGAUACAAGGAACGGAACAUUUACAACGAAAUUUUAACUGUGGAGGAGAAAGCACGUCUUUGUUGCUGAGUCUGUCUGGAGACGAGAGAGAAACAGUGAGAGAUGGAGAGCUAGAGGGGGGGCAGGCGACUUUCUCUGAAGUUGACGCCACUAUUUCGCCAGUUGCCUGCCGCAGGAAGAGCCUUUUAUUUUGGAUUUCACCAACGAGCGGAAAAUAUCAGUCCGCGUGCUCAUGAGGUAAAACUGAACUAAAGUUGAACCCCGGCGUCGUGUCAGUCGGUAAAUGUUGUGACAUUUUUUAGAGAGCUUAAAGUGCUCCAGCGGUCGACGGUCGGUCGAGUGGCGGGGUAAACCCCGUGCUGUCAAACCCGAUGACUACUGCAAAUUGCCCCGGGAAUGAGGAGCUGGACUUCAGACUGAUAUUCGGGGAGGACGGGCAGCAGCAGCCAUUAGGCCCCGCAGAUCUGGAGCCUGAUGACAACACAUCGUUUUACAUCCUAAAUGUGGGCCAGCCCCAGUCUAUGGUGACUAACCACCAGUCCAUCGGCGUGCCCCGUCAUGGCAUGCAGUCCCAUUCCCAGGUCAUCAGCACUUCUCCACGCUUUCAGCCCCUCAAACCAGGAUCUGAGCCUCCCAGCUAUGAGGCACACGACUCCAAGUAUGGCACCUCCCCCCUACUACCCUCUGCUCCUGUGGAGGCACCCAAGGCCUUUGAGUGCCCUAGUAUCCAGAUCACCUCGAUCUCCCCCAGCUGCCAGCAGGAGAUGGAUGGCAAUGAGGAAGAUCUGAGAACCAACGGACCUGAUGGGGACUACCAUGGUGAUAGACCCCUGUCCAGAGACCACCUGUAUUUACCUCUGGAUCACUCAUACCGGGACUCCUCGCUCAGCCCGAGCCCCUGUAGCAGCCUCUCGUCUCGGAGCUGGUUCUCUGACGCCUCCUCCUGUGAGUCGUUCUCACACGUGUAUGACGAUGUUGACUCAGAGCUAAAUGAAGCAGCUGCCCGCUUCACACUGGGCUCCCCUCAAACCAGUGGUGUUUUGGAGGAGCAGCCUCACUGGCAGCACCAUCACCCUACCUUUGUGCACCACUCGCACUCCAUCAGCCUCUCACCCCGACAGUCCCCUUGCCACUCGCCACGUACCAGCGUCACUGAUGAAAACUGGCUGAGCCCCAGACCACCUUCUAGACCUUCCUCACGGCCCACCUCACCGUGUGGGAAGAGGCGCCACUCCAGCGCUGAUAUCUGCUACUCAAGCUCAUUAUCUCCCCACCACUCACCUACACCUACACCAGGACCCUCACCCAGAGGCAGUGUGACAGAGGACACCUGGACUGGCAGUCCUUCUGUAAGCAUGUCACCUUUCCAGUGCUGCCCAUCUGAGGUUGACAUCCCAUCCAAGACAAGGAAGACCUCACAGGACAGAACAGCUAUGCAGACUGGGAAAGGGGAAAUGGGGCUGGAUGAUCAAGGAAACAUGUCUCCUAAUCUUGACUCACCGUCAGACGAGGCCUUACACAGCCUGAAGAAGGACGGGCCAGGGGAGCAGUUCCUCUCUGUUCCUUCUCACUUCUCAUGGAAUAAACCCAAGCCUGGUCACACACCUAUAUUCAGGACUUCCUCGCUGCCUCCCUUAGAUUGGCCACUGCCAAACCAGUUUGGACAGUAUGAGUUGAAAAUAGAGGUGCAACCAAAAGCACACCACAGGGCACACUAUGAGACUGAGGGCAGCCGAGGGGCUGUCAAGGCAUCAUCCGGAGGCCAUCCAAUCGUCAAGCUCACUGGCUACAGCGAAAAGCCCGUCAACCUACAGAUGUUCAUUGGAACAGCAGACGACCGUUACCUGAGGCCGCACGCCUUCUACCAGGUGCACCGGAUCACCGGGAAAACCGUAGCCACAGCCAGCCAAGAAAUCAUAGUUUCCAGCACCAAAGUUCUUGAAAUUCCUCUCCUGCCUGAGAACAACAUGUCAGCCAGUAUCGACUGUGCUGGCAUCCUCAAGCUGAGGAACUCUGAUAUUGAGCUACGGAAGGGGGAAACGGAUAUCGGAAGAAAGAACACACGGGUCCGCGUGGUGUUUAGGGUGCAUAUCCCUCAACCUAACGGGAAGGUGCUGUCGCUACAGGCCGCCUCUGUUCCUGUGGAGUGCUCCCAGCGUUCGGCUCAGGAGCUGCCCCAGGUGGAGAAAUCCAGCCUGACCAGCUGUCUGGUCAGUGGGGGAGAAGAGAUGAUCAUCACGGGCUCUAACUUCUUCCCAGAGUCCAAAGUCAUCUUCCUGGAGAAAGGCCCAGAUGGACGACCGCAGUGGGAAGUUGAAGCAAAAAUAAUUCGUGAGAAAUCUCAUGGAUCAUGCAUCAUGGUGGAGGUCCCUCCCUACCACAGUAAAACUGUGGGCUCAGCUGUGCAGGUGCAGUUUUAUGUCUGCAAUGGCAAAAGGAAAAGGAGCCAAUCACAACGCUUCACUUACCUUUCAGUCAUGGUGAAACAGGAGAACAGAGAUGAGAUGGAUCUUCCUGCAGUACCCCCAAUGUCCAUGCCCCUGGCUCAUGCUGCCAGUUUGGUGCGCACCCAGCUGCCUUCUCCUGAGCAGGGCCACCCAUCGGACAACCUUCUGUCCAGCUCCCCUCGCGGUCUGGCCACAGGCUCUGGGCCUGGCCUGCUACCCCUGCAGGCCCCCUGCCCCUCCCUGGGCUCCCCAUCUUUCCAGCACCUGCCUCACCUCCAGGGGCGCAGUUUGCAUCACCCCCCUGCAGACUGCCACAUGACGUUCCACCCAAGCUCUGCUCCUGCUCCUCUUCCUGCUCCUCCCCGGCCCUCUUACCAGCCUCUGCAGCACGGUCACAGUCACAGCCUGCCAUUCAAUGGCCAGUCCGGCCUGUCUCCUCAGGGCUACGAGCGUAUGCCCUUUCAGCAUAGCGCCGGUGCAGCACCACACCAAAUGGGGAUGGGGAUGAUGUACCCUUCUUCUCCUGGCUCUUCGCCAUCAGCACCCUCCUCCUCCAGCGCCAAUCCCAUUGUUGGGUCUCCCCAGAGCCAGCAACCCCUGCUCACCCCUUCAUCCCCUCACCUCCAUACACUCGGAGGCUUUCACCCAAACCCCAGCCAGGUGCCCUCUCCAGCAGGCCACCCACUGGUGGGGCAACACUCCACCCAGCUGCAGAGGGCUAUGGGCUACCACCCUGUAGGUCAAAGAUCAGCCUCCUGUCCAACCACGUCCACUGCUCCCCCACCACCACGAAUGAUUCCCUCUCCGCAUUCUGGGCCGUCCUCCCCUCAGCUCCACUCGCUGCCCUACCAGUCUCCCACUUCAUCCUCCCCCACCUCUGGAGGCAGUCCUCUGGGUCCUCCCCAACAGCAGCAUUCUGGACAGCCUUCACCCCAGGCUACGAGCCCAGUCAUGGCCAGCCUGUCCCCAGCUGCAGCAGGGUCAAUGGUUCACCCCCUGAGCCCACAGGGGCCAUUCCCAUCAGAAGGAGAGAGGCUGAACAUCAAACAAGAGCCUGAUGACAGGGAGCCCACGUUCCGCUCCAUCGGUCUGCAGGACAUCACGUUGGAUGAUGUCAAUGAAAUCAUCGGCAGAGACAUGUCCCAGACCCCCAGCACUCAUGGUCCUCCAUCAGCACACAGCCAGUCGUAGCUCAGCCUGCUCAGGCCCUGGUGAAGCCUUCUGAGUACCCAUACCACCUCCCCUCCUGCAGCUCCAGCCAUGACCCCAGGUCCAGGUUGUGGUCCUGUGUGCAGAGCAACAUGAUAGGGUGGAGGUGAAAAAGAGAUGGAGGUCAGAGACAGAAUAUACUCCAUGUGCAAGACCACCAGCCUGACAGUCUCAUCGUUCAUUUCUUCUGAUUCCUUGAAAAACUGCAGUGUUUCUCUUUUCAGAAACAAAGAAAGAAAAGUCACAACUUCAGAUAGAUGCAGCCGUGUUCAGGCUGACAUGUUUGACUGACUUUUGAAGCACCACUGUCUUCCUGAACGAUCAGCUCUCUGUGCAUCUGGAGCUCUAGCUUUUUGACUGACUUACUGUUAUGGAGACAAUACAGCAGUCUGUGUGCCGUCUCCUCUCUCACCAGCAAUGACAUUUAUUGAAUGAGGACAUUUUAAAAUGUAGAAAACAAAGAGAGACUUAGAAGUGCCCAGUGCUUUUGCAGGAUCUAAAUCUGGGAUUUUAAUGUUUGGUAGUGUUUUCUCAGGCGACUCUUUUUGUAAAACAUCAGGAUAGAAGGAUGCUUGAAAACAUUCUUGUUUUUUCCUUAGUGAGCAUCAGCAAAAGUGGCAUGAUGUGAGAUGAUGGGAGUGAAGAAAAGUUGGCUGUAGAAUGAUCUAACUAACUCAAAUCAGUUUUUCAAGUUAUGGAUCAGUCUGCUUGUGGCAUUAGUGAUGACGACUCUGUGCACUCCGUGUUCUUCUCCCUAUUUAAUGAUAAAAGCAUUCAGGUGUGGGGUGCAGGGCCCCUGCAGGGAGGAGAAGCUCCUCUGGCGCUGCAGCCUGCGACAUUCCACAACUUUAAGCAACCCUGCAGCCGUGUAGAUAUCUGUAUAUGAACAACCCUCUACUGUUUCCUUCUUCAAGCUAAACAAAUGCCUUAUCGACACUUAGAAAGCUUUGUGUAUUUUUUUGUUGUUUUGCACAGCUGGGUUUGGAUUUGAACGUUUUUUUUUUUUGUUGUUGUUUUUUUUUAACAGAUGUGCGACUGAUCUACAUUGAUCAGAUUUUUUAAGUGACUUCAGAUAGAGCAGGUAAGAAGGUUGUAGGGCUGAAUUAGCCCUCUUUAAUAUUUUCAUUUAAGGAGUUAUGAUGAUUCUUUUCAUGUCACAGAGUGAAGUUGUCACAAAAACAGAAUUUUGAACUUUGAUAUGCUACUAUGAUAUCAAUACCUGUUUUGAUACCACAGCAACAAAAAAAAACACAACCCUAAGGCCCUAAAAUGCAGGCUAACUCCUCAAUACUGUCUAAAUUGCACAAAAACAUUGUUGCUGUUUUGAGACCGAACAUUACCAGUGUUUGUGUGCAGGAGUUUAACUGCAUUGUUACAUUGGAAUCAUUCCUCUUCUAUGCACCAGAUUUUUUCCUCUUUAAUCAUAAGGUAUUAAAGAGGUAUCUAAGUAUUGUAAAUUCUGACAACAGAGAAGUGUUUCAGGACUCCACAGAGAUACUUCUUCUCUUAUGCAUAACUCCCCACAUUUUCCAGGGGCCCUUGUGUGCCUUUUUAUUCCCAGCAGAGAUUCAAAUCUGGCAAAAAUGUUCAGGCUUUCCCUUUACUGUAAUGAAACAAGUCAAUCAGUGUUUGCUGUUAACAAUCAGAGACUUUCCCUUAUUGUUUCCAGAAUGUCAUGACAGACAUGCAGUGCCUGUAAGGCAGCAAUACCACAGUUAGGACGACGAAUGAGUCUUUUUAGCAGGCUUCUGGUCAGGUCAGAUUAUGUGUAUGAGAAAAGACUGAUGGUGUGAAGAUUUGCAUCUGCUUCUUUUCCUUUCCUUUUUUUGCCUUAAGCUUGACAAUGAUGCUCCUGCACUGCUUGAGGAGUGUUGCAAAUGACAGUUUAAAGUCAGUUUCCAGGUGAAAUGAUUCUGCUAUGCAUUAAAAUUCUGCCUAAUGCCUUUAAAAAUGAGAAAAAAAAAAAGAAAAAAGACCUUGAUGCCUCUAGAAGUAGACUGUAGAGCUGAUUGAUUCUGUUAACAUCCUGGAGUUGUUCAUCAGCCAUUCUGCCUUGUUAAGGACGCGGUGCAAACAUCUGUAUGGGUUGAAAUGUGUGAGUACGGAUGGUGUUUGUACCAAAUAUGCUGGAAAGAUGACAGGAUUUGAAAUUUGUAUUUUCAACAGAAGCACACAUUUGUAUUUAGGCUAUGCAAGCUGAAAAGCAGUAAAUGUGAGACAUUAAAAAGAGAUUAUUACGUUUGUUCUAAUGUUUAUAAACUUCACAGAGCAGAAAGAAAAAAAAAAACUUCAGAUAGUGAGAGAAUCAUGUCACUUUGUAAACUAUUAGGAUGCCUUAACUCUUGUUUGAAAACCAGUUUGUCGGUGUGUCUGUAUGCUUUUCUGGGUUGUUUUUUUUUUCUUUCCAUGACAAAGGCGUACGUCAGAACUAUUAAUACUUUUCGUUUGUUUGUUUUUUGGGGGGGAGGCGCAGGGUGGGAGAAGGGAGAUGACUUUUUAAUAAAAAAAAGCCGCUUCUGCAGCUUGAAAGACUUGAGCGAUUAAGAAAAACAACAAAACCAGCAUCAAGAAGAAACUCUGGCUGCCGUCCUCUUCUGUCAACCAAAGACCGAACAAUCUGUUCCCCCUUUACGUUAAGGUGAAACUCCAGAGACUGUUCUGCUCUAUUUUUGAUACUUUAAAAUGGAUGUCAUUCCUUAAAGGUUGGGGACAUGAGUGUUGAAUAUGUAUUGAUAUUUUUAUAUCUAUAUAUAUUCAUACACACAUAUAUGUAUACACACAUCUAUAUAUAUGUUUUGUAAAAUAAAAGGGAAAUACAGGUUUAGCUGAUGUUUACCGAGCCUUGUAUUGUCAUUUCCUGUAUAUUUUGUAUGUUAAAAUUUUUGUAAUUUUUAAGACUGCAGUGCUUUUUGAAAUUAUUCAAAGGGAAUACCUUGCUUAUAUAACGUAGGCUCUAAAGUAGUGUAUAUCAAUAAAAAACAAAAAUCAC
Molecule: messenger RNA, 6678 nt
Organism: Cheilinus undulatus (humphead wrasse)
Lineage: Eukaryota; Metazoa; Chordata; Actinopteri; Labriformes; Labridae
Gene: nfatc3a
Product: nuclear factor of activated T cells 3a
Exons: 10
Coding region: 405-3671 (1088 amino acids)
Biological process (GO): calcineurin-NFAT signaling cascade; cytokine production; regulation of transcription by RNA polymerase II
Cellular component (GO): transcription regulator complex
Molecular function (GO): transcription factor binding; RNA polymerase II cis-regulatory region sequence-specific DNA binding; DNA-binding transcription factor activity, RNA polymerase II-specific
Source: RefSeq, a predicted model, not a curated record